This is a messenger RNA of Sebastes umbrosus (honeycomb rockfish), 1580 nucleotides long. It is a transcript of the gene slc35e3, whose product is annotated as solute carrier family 35 member E3. Gene Ontology annotation, cellular component: Golgi apparatus. Lineage: Eukaryota; Metazoa; Chordata; Actinopteri; Perciformes; Sebastidae. Gene Ontology annotation, molecular function: antiporter activity; nucleotide-sugar transmembrane transporter activity. The transcript has 8 exons. Bases 339 to 1274 code for a protein of 311 amino acids. The record is from RefSeq and is a predicted model, not a curated record.
AGCGGCCGCUGUUGCGCAACAACACCGACGUUAACCGACGUUAAACACAGAGGAAACAGGAACACACAGGGCGGUUUGUAACCAGAGAAAUCACGGCUGUAUUCAGCAGGAGAACAGGGAAAAUCCUCCAGUACAGUAGCGGGGAUUCAUCGCUUCUAAGGCCGGGAACUGGAGCUCAGACUGCCGCAGAGAGACGCUCACUCUCGGGGUGUUUGUUUGGCCGGAGAGGACGCAGAGUGGACACAGAUGGACAGAUGGAAACCCGGGCAGCGUGAACAGCUCAGCUAAGUUGAACAAAGCUCGGCGGGGGUAAACUAAGCUAAGAGACUUCCGGAAGCAUGGCUGAGUUUAAUUUAUCAGCCAACAGGCGCCUCGUCGCCGGCCUGCUGGUCAACCUGCUGUCCUCCAUCUGCAUCGUCUUCAUCAACAAGUGGAUCUACGUCCACUACGGCUUCCCCAACAUGACCUUGACCCUUGUUCACUUCGUGGUCACCUGGCUUGGACUCUACAUUUGCCAAAAAAUGGACAUUUUCGCUCCAAAGAGCCUCCCGGUUCGCAGGAUCGUGUGGCUGGCUCUGAGCUUCUGUGGGUUCGUGGCCUUCACCAACCUUUCCCUGCAGAACAACUCGAUAGGAACGUACCAGCUGGCUAAAGCCAUGACCACGCCCGUCAUCAUCCUCAUCCAGACCACCUACUACAAGAAGACCUUCUCCACCAAGAUUAAACUGACACUGGUGCCCAUCACAUUAGGGGUGAUGUUGAACUCGUACUUUGACGUAAAGUUCAACGUGCUGGGGACGGUGUUUGCGUCGCUGGGUGUUCUGGUGACGUCGCUUUACCAAGUGUGGGUGGGGGCUAAACAACAUGAGCUCCAGGUGAACUCCAUGCAGCUUCUGUACUAUCAGGCUCCUCUGUCGUCAGGCUUCCUGCUCUGCGUCGUUCCUCUGUUUGAGCCGCUGACCGGAGACGGAGGAAUAUUUGGACCCUGGUCUCUGCCGGCUCUGGUGGCGGUGCUGUUCUCGGCUGUGGUGGCGUUCCUGGUUAACCUCUCCAUCUACUGGAUCAUUGGAACCACCUCGGCUGUCACCUACAACAUGUUUGGUCAUUUUAAAUUCUGCAUCACUCUGAUUGGAGGAUACCUGCUCUUCCACGACCCGCUGUCGCUCAACCAGGCGUUGGGGAUCCUCUGCACUCUGGCAGGUAUCCUGUCGUACACUCACUUCAAGCUGGCCGAACAGGAGGAGGGGAAGAGCCGCCUGGCUCAAAGGCCAUAGGCCGAUUCCCCUGUCAAUCAACUGCACAGACUCCUGACAUUGGCCACUGGCUGCAGAGAACUCUUUAUAUAUAUAUUUCUUAUUUUAUUAGUAUGAGUAUUUUUUUAGGGGAGUCAAGAUUUUCAUCAUGGUCCCACGACAUCUUCAGCUCUUCACGUCACUCUUUGCUCAACAACGCUGAUGUUUUUAAGGGAACCUGAAGCUCAUCACACCGGCAGCUGGAAAAUGAAACGCUUUAUUCACUUAAUGAAAGUAAAAAUCAGACAUCGUUGUUUUCAUCCAAAGCAGAUAAAAGAACACGCACAA